AUGUUGGACAAAUCGAAUGAGUAGACAAAGCUAUUUCUUAACUUCAAUAUUUUCAAACAGUAAAAUAAUAAUAUUUAUCCAUGAUUAAUGAUUCUAAAAAAUAAAAUUGAAGUUUCUAUUAAUAACUCAUAAACCAUUGCGGUACCUGUAUUAAUUUUGUUUGUUCAUUGUCUAACAGCUAUUACAAUUAUUAGAGCGUACUUAAAAUAUUUUCCCUAUACUUUCUUGAAAUGACUACCAAUUUAAUCGUCUUGGGUGAAAAUGCUGCCAGAAUCAAUGUUAAAGUCAAUCCUAAUAUGACUGUACUUAAAGUAUUAGAAUUAGCCUGCACAAAACUAAAAGUAAACAGUGAUGAUUAUGAUUUAAAAUAUCAUAAUAAAAUAUUAGACACAACUAAUCUGAUCAGAUUUACCAAUAUUGCCAAUAAUGCCAUGUUAGAAUUAACUCCGGCUAAAAAAUCUAGGCAAGAUAGCCCUGUUGGUGUAUGGUUACAAGUAGAAGAUGGAUCAAGAUUGUCUGGUGAAUUUCCAUCAAGCCAAAAUUUAUGGGAAAUUAUACAGACAUUGUUGAAAAAUAAUCUUUCCAAUUAUGAUAGUCCAGCCAUAAUUUAUACGAGAAUGGAAAUAAUUGGAAAAGAGCAAUUGCAACAAAAAACGUUAAAAGAUAUGGGAUUAUUCAGCGGAAAAGCUUUAUUAAGAUUACUUAACAAAAAAGAAUCAGAAGACCAAGCUCAUGUGUAUGUACCUGCAGUAAGAAAACUAAAAACUGAAGAAACUCCUAUGGUAUUAGGACAUAGAGAAAACAAAAUUGAAGAAUCUUCAAGCAUUGAACCAGAAAAUUUAACCAAAGCAAGUGAAUGUAGCAUAAAUAAUCAAAAAAUAGAGCUCAUGGAUAUUGAAUCUAAUGUUGAUGGCAAAAAUAUAAAAGAUGACUCUGUAAAUAUGUUGGGUUUCUCAGAAAAUAUUGAUAACAAUACUAAAGUAACAGAGAGCAAAAAAAAACCUAUUCUUACUGAUGAAGAUCUCAAUAAUUUCAAGAAAUCAAUAUCAUAUUUAGAUGACCGCGAUACAUUGUUAUUUGACAUUAUGGAUGGUACUUCAGUUUUGUAUCAAGACGAAAGUGACGAUUUUUUUGAACCAACUGUAAAAGAUGUUACUCUUGUAUUAAGAGAUUUGAAAAAUGCACGAUCUCAGUAUGAAGACGGCCAACUGUGUACAAGUGCCAUGCGAAUAAUUGAGAAGACUAAUAAUCAACUAAAAUUAUUACAAAAAUACAAUAAGUGUAUUAUUAGAAUACACUUUCCAAGUAGAUUAGUGUUACAAUCUGUUUUUAAAACAACUGAAACGGUAUUGGACGUAAUUAAUUUUAUUCGAAAAUAUCUUGUGGAUGAAUCAUUGGAAUUUUGUUUGUUUACUACACCUCCUAAAACUAUUUUGAAACCGGAAGACAGUUUAUUGGAGUGUGAAUGUGUGCCAUCUGCUAUGAUACAUUUUUCAUGUUGUACAGAAAUUGAUCAUUUAAAACCCGAACUCAGGCAAAAAAUUGUGUCAGGAUGUCAAGCUUCAAUAGCUGCAUAUCUCGUUAGAAAAGAAAGGACUUUGUUUAUAAAUGAUUCUCCAAGUAAUGAAAGUUUCCAGGAUGCUCAACCAGGACCAAGUCAACAAUUUGAUAAUCGGAAUAAUAGUAAAACAAAUUUUUCUUCUAAACAAAAUAAUACAUCAAUUAAUAAAAAUAAGAUGCCUAAAUGGUUUAAACCAUUGUGAUGUUGGAAUAAAAUUAUUCUUUAUAAA
Molecule: messenger RNA, 1790 nt
Organism: Sipha flava (yellow sugarcane aphid)
Lineage: Eukaryota; Metazoa; Arthropoda; Insecta; Hemiptera; Aphididae
Product: tether containing UBX domain for GLUT4
Exons: 9
Coding region: 231-1763 (510 amino acids)
Molecular function (GO): protein binding
Source: RefSeq, a predicted model, not a curated record